GCUGCCGCUGCCAUGGAGGCUCUCUGUUUGGUUCAGACAUGGGCAGCCAGAGCUUACACGUGCCGCCUCUCAAUGGAACCUAUUCCGCGGCAUAUGGAUACGGAUGAUAUGCGCACGCCUGGAAAUCAGUUACGCUUGGGCAGUACCCUCCCAUGACGCCCGGCGCCUCGAUGGCCGUCCACCGAGUUCGCCUCUGGUGGUGGAGGCGAGGCGGCCGAGACCGCGCGAUCGUCGCGCUGGGCUUCACUGCCCUCCUCCUCGCCCUCUUCGUCACCCUCGCCUCCUGGCUCCGCGUGAGUGCCCUCGCCGCCGCAACUCAACCGCCCGCUGCCUCCACCGACCCCGCCCUCGUCCAUCUCACCCUCGUGCGUAACGCCAAGAAAAAAGGCGCCGUGUGUUUAGAUGGAAGUCCUCCUGGGUAUCACCUGCAGAGGGGUUUCGGUUCCGGCAAGGACAGUUGGCUUAUCCUCUUAGAGGGCGGAGGUUGGUGCAGUACUGUGGCAUCAUGCACUUCACGCAAAAUGACUGCAUUGGGUUCUUCACGUUACAUGGAACGCCAAAUUCCUUUUGUUGGCAUUUUAAGCAACAUUCCAUCUCAAAAUCCUGAUUUCCUUAACUGGAACAAAGUCAGGGUACGAUAUUGUGAUGGUGCAUCUUAUUCUGGAAAUGUUAAAAGUGACAUUCAUAAUGGAACAAAGCUAUUCUUUAGAGGGCAGCGUAUUUGGGAAGCAAUCAUGGAUGAACUCUUAAUGAAAGGACUUGCAAAUGCUAAACAGGCCUUUCUUACAGGGUGCUCUGCUGGUGGUCUAGCUACUCUCAUACAUUGUGAAGAUUUUCGCGCACUUCUGCCUGAGGAGGUCACUGUUAAAUGUCUUGCAGAUGCCGGCUUUUUUCUUGAUGAGAUGGAUAUUUCUAGGAGAAGGUUCAUCCGGUCUUUCUAUGAUGAUGUUGUCCGUCUUCAGGAUGUAGGAAAGAAAUUUCAGGAUUGCCUCUCAAGGAUGGAACCAUCUCAGUGUUUCUUUGCACGUGAGAUUAUUAAGAACAUAAACACCCCACUCUUUAUUCUCAACCCAGCUUAUGACGUUUGGCAGAUACAGCACAUUUUGGCACCAGAGUCAUCUGAUAAUCAACAAUCAUGGCUAAGAUGUAAGCUGAACAUUCACAAUUGUGAUUCCAACCAGAUUGAAUCCCUUCAAGGAUUCAGGACUGCCCUGCUUAAUGGCUUGAGUGAUUUUCAGCAUAACAAGAAUGGGGGCAUAUUUAUAAAUUCUUGCUUUGUACACUGUCAGACAAUGAACGGUAUCACAUGGCGCUCUCCAAAUUCCCCAAAAAUUAACAAUAAGACAAUUGCAGAAGCAGUGGGAGACUGGUACUUUAAUAGAAGGGAAGUGAAGGAAAUUGAUUGUGCAUAUCCGUGCAAUCCCACAUGUAUCAAUUUGAAUCUUAUGCAUCCUUUCAAGAUGUAAGUUUGGGGGUCAAGCAGGAUAAUGUUUUCCUAAAAUGUCUUCCACUGGCUCCUCCAUCUAGUUGUUUGAUUUCGCCGAGGGAUGGCAGGGCAUGAUGUGCCAUUAUAUUACCUUUUUUUCUUAUGCAUUUCAUGGGGCUCGGAGUCAUCCCCCAUAGUUCAUGGAUAGGCUGUGUUAUGCCAUGUAUGCUACUGAUAAAGGCUAUGUGUUAUUGUUCUUUCUUGUUUAAUAAAUUGUGUGGGCCUUGGCGUCUACUGGAGUGACAUUUGGUGAGUGCUUGAGGAGAAAUUGGUGUAUAUGAUGGAUGCUAAACUCUGCUCAUCAUUUUGGAAUUCUCAGAAAGCCUUUGUAACUCAAAAGUGCCACUAGAGAGCUUUUGGGCAGUGGAUCAUCUACAACUGUACUACGUUGUCUCAAGUCGGCAGGGGAAACUUUAUUUGGCCUUUGAAGUCUUUCUAAAACCUGACCCCACCUUCCCGGUGUAAACUGUCAUCCAUCAGAAAUGGUGUGAUACAUACUAGUAGAUUCUGUUUCUUCUUAUUGUCAUGGUGAUUCGAGAAUGGCGGACGGGCACGACUGUGAGACUGCUUAGAGAUAGUUUUUGUUAGUUUUUUUGUUUCUUUGGAAAAAAAUCUCAAGACAUCAUUAUAAGUGCUUUUGAAGCAUUAGAAUACUAGUAUAUGAAAAUAUGGUUGUCUCCAUUCCAGAAUAUGGGUUUUUUAA
Molecule: messenger RNA, 2189 nt
Organism: Phoenix dactylifera (date palm)
Lineage: Eukaryota; Viridiplantae; Streptophyta; Magnoliopsida; Arecales; Arecaceae
Source: RefSeq, a predicted model, not a curated record